Puccinia graminis f. sp. tritici CRL 75-36-700-3 is the source of this 1917-nucleotide messenger RNA. RefSeq lists its product as uncharacterized. The record is from RefSeq and is a predicted model, not a curated record. Lineage: Eukaryota; Fungi; Basidiomycota; Pucciniomycetes; Pucciniales; Pucciniaceae. Gene Ontology annotation, molecular function: dihydroorotate dehydrogenase activity. Gene Ontology annotation, biological process: 'de novo' pyrimidine nucleobase biosynthetic process; pyrimidine ribonucleotide biosynthetic process. Gene Ontology annotation, cellular component: mitochondrial inner membrane; cytoplasm. The coding region runs from base 1 to 1917 and encodes 638 amino acids. The transcript is spliced from 4 exons.
AUGAACCAACUCAGAACAACAACAAGACUCACAUCACUCAUCUCACCAUCAACAACGAGAAGACUGCAACCACCGCGACUGGCGAUAGCAAAAGAGUGCUUCAGACCAACCAUCCAGAAUACCAAUCGAACACUCUUCACAUCGACCCAAACAAUAACAACACUACCCACAAGGCUAAUCAACCUCUCUAAAGUCGUCCUCCUGAUCGGAUCCUUGAUCGGUUCAUAUGCCUACCUGACAGAUACCAGGGCUACGGCCCAUUCCUGGCUGACGGUUCCGAUCAUCAAGUUCAUCACGCACGAUGACCCAGAGGAAGCCCAUCAUCUAGCAAUCAAGAUCCUCAAACUACUCUCCAAAAUUCAGCUGAUCAGGGAUGUCCCACAGCCCCACGACGAACUUUUAUCAUUUGAGCUAUGGGGUAAAAAGUUUAACAAUCCGAUCGGAAUGGCCGCUGGAUUCGACAAAGAUGGCGAUGCAUUGGAUGGCUUAUUCGAUAUCGGAUUUGGAUAUGUCGAGAUUGGAUCGAUCACUCCCGAACCACAACCAGGAAAUCCGAAGCCGAGAAUGUUCCGGAUUCCAUCAACAGAGGCGAUUGUCAAUCGGUACGGGUUUAACUCGGAAGGCCACUUGGCCGUACUCUCCAAACUCCGACAUCGACUGCUCAGCUAUCUGGAUCAACACCGACAUCUAGGCUACUCCACGCUCCUGUCACGGUAUGACAACAUGAAUCCGGUUCAAACGGCGUAUGCCGACAGCGGCUUUACCCAUCUAGUCCUGCCCACAUCCUCGGCAUCAUUAGAGACAGAGACGGGGUCAUUGGACCAAGCAUUGGGCGAGAUUGCGGACGAGAUCGAGCUCCCACGCUCAUUAAGAGUCGGGCAGGUGCUCGCGAUCAACCUGGGCAAGAACAAGAAUUCUCCGGCUGAGUCGGUCGAAGACUUCCGGCUAGGGGUCGAACGUUUCGGCAGUCUUGCUGACGUUCUCGUCGUCAAUGUCUCCUCACCCAACACGCCCGGCCUGCGUGGCCUCCAAUCUAAAGACGCCUUCGACCGCCUCCUCUCCGAUGUUGUCCGUGCCCGCGACCAGCUUCCCUCUACUACCAAUUCCAAACCCAAUCGUCCCGCCGUCCUCGUCAAGAUCGCCCCCGACCUCUCUGUACAGGAAUUGGUCGACAUCGGCACGGUCGCAAAGCAGGCCAAAGUCGACGGGAUUAUCAUCAGUAAUACAACAACUAGUCGACCGGCAGGCUCGGGUACCGAGCCGGGAAUCAAAGAGACGGGCGGCUUAUCGGGACCACCUUUGAAGCCAUUGGCGCUGAAAGCUCUAUCGAUCGUCUACGCGGCGACGGAGGGGGCAAUACCCUUAGUAGGGUGCGGGGGAAUCAAGGCAGCAGAGGAUGUUUUGGAGUAUGGGCGAGCGGGAGCGAGCUUUGUACAGCUAUACAGUGCACUGACUUACCAGGGCAUCGGUCUUCCCCGGACACUCAAGGACCGUCUCGCAGAGCUCCUAAGGACUCAAGAGGAUGGCAAAAACUGGAGCCAGAUUGUCGGCUCUCAAGCUCAGAAAAUCGACCUCCAACAACUCAUUCAAGACGAGCUCAAGCAGAUCAAGACGGCCUCCUAUGAGGAUCAAGUCAAGGAGAUCAAACAGACUAUUGAGUUCAUCGACCAGAGUCUUGCUCGCUUCUCUACCCAAGAUCUUCCCAUCACUCCUCCCGUCCUUAAGCAUGCUCCUGAAGUUAAGGAGCGCCCGCUUCCUGCUGCUGCCGCUCUGUCAAAUUCUCCUGCUCCUGUUCCUCCUCCUCAAAUCACACCGAAUUCGCCACAACAAGUCGAUCAAGAACGGGGCAUCUUGGCCCAUUGGAAACAGACCCGUCAAGCCCAGAUCGAUAGACAUGACUUCAAACGAAUCGUCUGA